AUGGAGGAUACACUUACAGCCCCUUCAAUGAAGUCUUCUGCCAGCCGGCCUCGACUCAACAAGUAUGCACUGGCUUGUGCAAUUUUGGCUUCCACCAAUUCAAUUCUCUUAGGUUAUGAUAUUGGGGUGAUGAGUGGAGCUGUGCUGUACAUUAAAGACGUUUUCAAGAUCUCGUCGGUUCAGGAGGAGGUUUUGGUGGGUGCACUGAAUGUGUUCUCGCUAAUCGGAUCAUUGGCGGCCGGCAAAACAUCCGAUUUGAUUGGGCGGCGAUACACCAUAAUCUUGGCGGCGGCGACAUUCUUCAUCGGUGCACUGUUAAUGGGGCUUGCACCGUCAUUCCCAUUCCUAAUGGCAGGACGGGUUGUUGCCGGUAUUGGCGUUGGAUACGCACUCAUGGUUGCUCCGGUUUACACAGCCGAGCUAUCACCGGCGAUGACACGGGGUUUUCUCACAUCUUUCCCUGAAGUAUUCAUCACUUUUGGUAUUCUUUUAGGUUAUAUCUUCAAUUAUGCACUGUCAAGUCUUCCACCUCACAUCAACUGGCGGCUAAUGCUUGGAAUUGCGGCGGUUCCAGCCGUCUCCAUUGCCCUCGGAGUGUUAACAAUGCCGGAAUCUCCCCGGUGGCUUGUAAUGAAAGGCAAAUUGGACGAAGCCAGAAGGGUGUUAAGAAAAACCUCUCAGAACGAAGAAGAAGCCGAUUUACGACUCCAAGAAAUAACAAAAGCCUCAUCAGUUGUUACUACGAGCCCAAAUUCAAGCCCGGGAUCAAGCAAUGCAAAUUUGGAUGGACGAGGAGUUUGGAAAGAACUUCUAAUGCCUUCUAAACCCCUUCGAAGGAUUCUACUCGCUGCAAUCGGGAUCAACUUCUUCAUGCAAGCAUCCGGGAACGAUGCGGUGGUGUACUACACCCCGGAGGUCUUCAGGGCUGCCGGAAUCCGCAACCGGAAAGGCCUAGUAGGUGUGACAGUGAUCAUGGGAAUAGCAAAAACAUCUUUUGUUUUUGUGUCAGCACUUUUCUUGGACCAAUUCGGAAGAAGGCCUUUAUUGUUAUUGGGUUCAAUAGGAAUGACCAUUUCUCUUGCUGGGCUUGGACUGGGCUCAAAGUUUCUUGAGCACGCAACCCACAAACCCAUAUGGGCCAUUGCACUGUGUGUAAUAGCAGUGUGUGCUGACGUGUCCUUCUUUUCAAUUGGGCUUGGGCCUAUUACAUGGGUGUACUCAUCAGAGAUUUUUCCAACAAGACUAAGGGCCCAAGGCACAAGCUUGGCAGUAUCAGUGAACAGAUUGGUUAGUGGGGUAGUGUCAAUGACAUUUCUUAGUAUGUCAAGAAAGAUUAGUUUUGGGGGUAUGUUUUUUGUACUUGCUGGAAUUAUGGUUUUGGCCACAAUUUUCUUUUAUCUUUUCUUGCCUGAAACUAAAGGCAAGAGCUUAGAGGAGAUAGGGGCAUUAUUUGAGGAUAAAGAUGAUCAAAAUAAUUCUAGGAUUAGAGAAAUGAGCGAUAGAUAG
This is a messenger RNA of Fraxinus pennsylvanica, 1506 nucleotides long. The record is from the annotation of a GenBank genome assembly. NCBI's taxonomy places the organism in Eukaryota, Viridiplantae, Streptophyta, Magnoliopsida, Lamiales, Oleaceae.